GCAUCGUCGGUGCGCAUGCGUGGGGAGGCGGCCAUGUGUCCACAACAAGGCUCCAGGACCAGCAGACGACGCUCGACGACCAGGAUCACCUGUCUCAGACCUUUCCUUCAUUGACUUAAAAUGGCUGGUGCUCUAAGAAGAUUUAUUCCAUUGUUUGACCGUGUACUGGUCCAGAAGGCUGAAGCAGUCACAAAAACCAGUAGUGGUAUACUCAUCCCAGAGAAAUCGGUUGCAAAGGUUCUUUUUGGCAAAGUGAUGGCAGUCGGGGAAGGUGUAAGAACUGAGUCUGGACAAGUUAUUCCUCCGGCAGUGGCUGUGGGAGAUGAAGUGAUGCUCCCAGAGUUUGGUGGAACCAAGAUAACUCUUGAAGAAAAGGAUUUCUACCUUUUCAGAGAUUCAGAAUUGCUGGCAAAAUUGAAGAGUGAAUGAUUGUGAAGCCGGACUUGAUAGUUGCGAUUGUUAUAUAUGUUACAUGAAUGAAAAUGCACAACUAUACCAGUGUAUUAGUUAACUAUAUUUUGAGAAUUCCAGCAAGUCUUAAAAGAUUUGCCUUUAAUAUUUAGGUGAAUUUGAUACAGCAUUUGAAACUAAUUGCUUUGCCAGCAGCCCAAUUUGUAUUAAUAUUUACCGGUAAUAAAUGAAUAUGGUAAGCAUCAAAUAUAAACCAUUUUCCUGUGAAUGUGUAGUCAUUACAUUUAUCAUAACCCAUCAUAUAUCAUCAGUGUAACAUGUUAUGUAUGGAGUCUAUCAAAACUAUGUACUGUAUAUAGAAAUGUAAAAAAAAAAAAAUUAAAAAGUAGGUUUUUUGA
Homarus americanus (American lobster) is the source of this 809-nucleotide messenger RNA. RefSeq names its product 10 kDa heat shock protein, mitochondrial-like. Gene Ontology annotation, cellular component: mitochondrial matrix. Gene Ontology annotation, molecular function: metal ion binding; protein folding chaperone; ATP binding. The coding region runs from base 121 to 429 and encodes 102 amino acids. The transcript has 3 exons. Lineage: Eukaryota; Metazoa; Arthropoda; Malacostraca; Decapoda; Nephropidae. The record is from RefSeq and is a predicted model, not a curated record.